Messenger RNA from Prorocentrum cordatum, 1972 nucleotides. The record is from the annotation of a GenBank genome assembly. NCBI's taxonomy places the organism in Eukaryota, Dinophyceae, Prorocentrales, Prorocentraceae.
AUGUCUCGGGUCGGGGACUUCUUCCGGAGCUUGUCGCCGAUCAGGGACCCAGACAGCCGCAACCAGGAUGUGCCAAUUCUGAAAAUGCCAGAACGCUUCGACGUAGGCGAGCCGAACCGCAUCGAACCGGGGCCCCUGCAGCCUGGGCGGCAGCCGGGGCGCCCGCAGGACCUCCUGUUCCGGAGCGAGGGGACGCAGCGGGGGCGGAGGCUCCAGCACGACCGGCCGCCGCUGGAGCGCCGGCGGAACGAGGCGCGCGGCCAGCAGCCCCAGUGGGCCAUGGGCGCAGGCGCGGUCGGAGAUCUGCACGUCUUCCCGAGGAGGGUGGAGUGCAGGCACUGUCAGACCGGGCUGGACCCGCGGGAGGAGGCAUACGGCACGGAGCUGUGCAACAGCUGCUACGACAAGUCGAACAAGAAUUGCCAGAUCUGCAAUCGUUGGUUGCCCCUGAAGGCGCUGCACUGGAACUCGGGCCUGUGCUAUGGCUGUUACGGGAAAGCCGAGAAGAGCUGCAAGCUCUGCCAUUCGAGCCUCGAGGACUUCCAGCUGCGCUGGAAGACGGGCGUGUGCGACAGGUGCUACGACGGCGUGUCGAAGAGUUGCCACUUCUGCCAGGCACCCCUCACCCGGGAUCAGCGGAGGUGGGGCACAGGCAUGUGCGAUACGUGCUACGACACGUGCGAGAAGACCUGCAAGAGCUGCAGCGCGUACAUUCCGGCGGGGGCGCUCCGCCACGGCACUGGCCUGUGCGACCAGUGUUACGAUAAGUGCGAGAAGAGGUGUCACGGCUGCCAGGAGAGGAUCCCCGCGGGCUCGUUGCGGUGGUUCUCGGGAGUCUGCGACAAGUGCUACGACGUGAAGAAGGCGAACGGGUCGCCGAUCUGCAGAUCUUGCAGGAAAAACAUCCCGGACGAGGAUACUCAUUGGAACACGUCUUUGUGCAAUAAGUGUUACGACGACAUUCCUUUCAAGAUCUGUAAGUUUGACAAUUGUGGCAAACAGAUAGCUUCUUCCCAACUGCAUUGGAGAACGGGUCUGUGUGAUGCAUGCUUCGACCGCUCACAGAAAACUUGCGUUACGUGCAAGGCGGGGAUCGAUUUCGGAAGUCUGCACUGGGGUAGUCAACUCUGUGAUUCGUGUUAUGACCGGUGCGACAAGACGUGUGUCAUUUGUCGUGGCCCAGUCUUAUUGGGCGAGCUCAGAUGGGGGACCAGUCUCUGCGACAAUUGCUACAACGGCUGCAAAACGAACCCUUGCAAGCUGUGCAAAAAGCAGAUCGACAUGAAGGAGCUGUUCUGGAACACAGGGUGCUGCAACUCGUGCUACGACAACCAGACCAGUGCUGAGCAGAACCUCUACGUCGGGGUCGGCGUGAAGCUGAUGAUCUGGGCCCAGUUUGUCUUCUAUUUCGCCUCAGGGAUUCUGCGGCCCGCGAUUUUCCUGGAGCUGAGAUACUCCGGCUACGGCGACGACUCCUCCAGGAUCUACGCCGCGACCCUCAGCGUCGCGAGCCUGGCGGCCAUGGUGGCGCCCGUGCCUUUCGGGCUCUGGGCGCAGCGGAGGGGCGAGCGGGAGGUCUACUUCGGAGUCAGCGGGUGCGCCGCACUAGCCGCCGUGUCCUACGGCGUGUUGCCCAUGACGGCGGUGAACUGCAUCAUCAACUGGGCGAUCCUGAACCUGCCGCCCGCGGUCCGCGGGGUCCGCGCCGCGUACUUCGCCAAGCACGUGCCGCCCAGGCAGCUGAACCGGGCCAGCCAGCUGGCCUCCUCCAGCGGGCUGGCAGGCGGCUUCCUCGGGCCCCUCGGCGCCGCCUUGGCGCAGUCGGCCCUGGGCCGCGGCGAGGGCAGCGUCGUCCGGCCGAGCGCCUUCGAGGCGAGCUCCAUCCUCUCUGCCGUCAUGCUGGUGGUGGUCACGGUGCUCUCGCUGCGGUUCGUGUCGCAGGCGGCCAAGAAGGGCGCCGUGUCCGACAGAG